This is a messenger RNA of Cotesia congregata, 747 nucleotides long. Lineage: Eukaryota; Metazoa; Arthropoda; Insecta; Hymenoptera; Braconidae. The record is from the annotation of a GenBank genome assembly.
AUGGCUAUUUUAAAUAACAAAGUAAUUUUAUUUUACAAAAUAAAUAAGUUUUGUAAAUACUUGUCAUCAUCAUGGACAUUACCGAUUUUAUCAAACAUGAACAGACGACAAAUUUGUACAAAUUCAAUUAAUUUUGUACCUGCUAAAUUAGUUUAUAAAGAGAGUUUGUAUAAUCGAGUUAAAGAAAAAGUUUAUUAUCAUGUCUUCAAGAAGUAUGUUCACAGAACAAAAGGUUUUUUGUUAUACAGACACAGUUGCGAUAGCCUCGAUUACGUCUCAUUUAUGAAAGAUUAUGAUAUGCCAGAUACGUUUUUUUCUUGGUUCUUAAUUACCGAAUUACACGUGUGGAUGCUCAUGGUGAGAUUAAUGGCCAUAGGAGACGAAGGAAUGGCAAUUCGAUACCAUUUAAUAGCUGCAUUAUGGCAAGAUACUGAUGUUAGGAAAAAACAGCUUGGAAAUAUUAAAGAUUCAGCUGUAAGACACCAUAUAGAAGAGAUAGGAUAUCAGUUUAAUGCUGCAAUUUUGGGUUAUGAUGAAGGUUUACUAUCUGAUGAUCAUGUAUUAGCUGGGGCUAUAUGGAGAAGAAUUUUUUGCAUGGACUGUAAUAGUCCCGAACGUAUAGAAAAAUUAGUCAGAUAUAUUCGUAAAAAUAUCAGUGAACUAGAUAAUCUCCCUAAUGAAUUAUUCAUAAAAUCAACUGUGGUACGUUGGCAUGACUAUCCAGCUAAAAUAAAUCUAUCCGAUUAA